AUGCUAAUCCCAUUCACCGAGAACUGGGCAUCAUCAGCCCCCGGAUGGGUCAUCGGCACGCUCGUCUUCUGCGUGGCUGCCCUCGCGGGUUGUAGAAGGAGGGGAGCCGUGGAUGACGCCAUCCAGCGUUGCAGGACUUGCAGCUGCAAGAAGAAGAAGAAGGAGGAGCCGGAGCCGCAGUUCUACCAUGCCGAUGACAGCGAGCCAUCUCCACCUCGACUCCCAGAUGACUGGGAGGAUCACGUAGCGAAGUUUCGUCUAGAUCCAAAUGAUCGGAGUAAACGGGUCAAGACAAUUGACCAUUGCCGUACUUGCCGCACCACCCACCGUCGUUAUGAAAGGUGUACGCCUUGUGAGACGUGCCAUCAGCCAUUCGAUACUUGCCCGAAAUGUAAGCGGCCGUGCGAUUUCGAUAAGAUGCAGCGAGAGGAGCAGGAGAAGCGCGAGAAAGAAGAGAAAGAGCAAAAGAAGGAGGCCGAGAAGAAGUGCGACCAGAAAAAGGAGAGCGAGAAGAAGCUGAAAGCUGAUGAAAAGAAGGAACCGGCGAAAGAGGAAGGAAAGAGCCUGAAAAACGAGAAUAAGGUGGCCGCCGACGAGAAGAAGGAGAGCGACAAGAAGUCGAAACCGAAAGAUACCCCGAAAAAGGAGAAGAAGGACGAGGAAAAGAAGGAAGGGUCAAAAGCGGAAGACGUGAAGAAAGAAGACGAAAAGAAGGAUGGAGAAAAGAAGGAGGAGACGGAGAAGAAAGAUGGGGAAAAGAAGACGCCG
Molecule: messenger RNA, 768 nt
Organism: Mesorhabditis spiculigera
Lineage: Eukaryota; Metazoa; Nematoda; Chromadorea; Rhabditida; Rhabditidae
Source: the annotation of a GenBank genome assembly